Bipolaris zeicola 26-R-13 is the source of this 2040-nucleotide messenger RNA. RefSeq lists its product as uncharacterized. The coding region runs from base 1 to 2040 and encodes 679 amino acids. Gene Ontology annotation, cellular component: exocyst. NCBI's taxonomy places the organism in Eukaryota, Fungi, Ascomycota, Dothideomycetes, Pleosporales, Pleosporaceae. Gene Ontology annotation, biological process: intracellular protein localization; exocytosis; Golgi to plasma membrane transport. The record is from RefSeq and is a predicted model, not a curated record. The transcript has 3 exons.
AUGUCGGAAAAGCAAAAGGGCAUCUCCCUUCGCAAGAAGCGGGGGGACAAGAGCAAAAAGGCCCCGCCCGUCAUCAGCGCGCCGCGUCAGAUUAGCGCGCCUAUGCCCGUGGCCGUCGCUCCAUCUUCACUGCCAGGCUCAGGACGCCCUUCGAAUGAAUCCAGCAGAUCUAGGACGAGACAAGAUGCUCCGCCUCCGCCUCCGCAAGCAAACCCACAGCGGCCUGAUAAGACGGCUGCUUUGGUCAAGAGGAGGUACUCGCAAAAGGUCACGACGAACCCUCCCGACUUCAGGGACAGAGCGCCUAUGCCUCAGAUGCCUAUGCAGUACCGGCAGGAAAGGGAGCCGAGCCAGACGAGAGAGCCCAGGCAGCAAGGCAUGUCGAAUGCGCCCAAUGGGUCCAAUGGGCGGGCGUUGCAGGUCGACCCCCGCGCACUCAGAGACCCCAACUUGAAAGUAGAGCAAUAUGUAUCCACUAUCCUCGCAGAUGCUUCCGAAGCCGACAUCAACCGCUACCAAGACGAACUACGCAAGACCAAGCACCGCACUUCCCUUGAUCUCCAGCACAACGUAUACCAGAACCGCACACAGUUUAUCAAGAUCAGUAAAGAGGCGGAGAAGCUCAAGGGCGAAAUGCGAACACUGCGCCAGUUGAUGUCCGACUUGACUACCACACUUGAGCAGACAGCAUCGGCCACUGGCGCAAACAACGAUGCUGCAAGCAACAGGAGAGCUAAUAGAAGUUCGAUUGGCGAUCUUAACCAGCUGCGAGCAGGCCAAUUGCAACAGUUGUACAGGGAUGUCGAAGGCUCGCAGAAGUACCUACCUCCCAUACCCGGACGAUACAUAGUGUGGAAGUCAGGGAAAUGGUUCGAACUAGACUCUGCAACUUUGAAAGCAAGACGACGAGUCAGGUUGCUCCUCCUGAACGAUCACCUUCUGAUUGCGACAGAAAAGAAGGCCCGCAACGAUAUCCCCGGGCAGCGUGAGGGCAAUCGAACAAACAUGGAAUUUACUGCGCAGCGAUGUUUUCCAUUACUAGACACCCAUGUCACAAGGACACCAGAAGAGCGCAUCAUUAUCCGUGCGGGCGCGGAAUCAUUUACCUAUGAUACCAAGAAAGAAGACAGUGGUGACAAGUCCGCUUUCGUUGCAACCUUCCGCAAAACUAAGGAUGACUUGCGUAAGAGUCAAGAAGCCGAUGUGCAAGAAAAGGACCGGACCCAGGACUCGUACAGCCACCUGCUCUCUCGUGACCCUGCACUCAUGAACAGGACAGAGCUUCUUGAUAAUCUUUCUGAUGGUAUCAACAACGAGCAAGCCAACACAUUUAUAGACGUAGAUGGCCAGAAGCGAAAUGUUCGUUGGGUGGAAAGCCAAUUGGAUGACUUGGACAUUGAGAUUGCGCUGCAGCAUUUCGAGGAAGCAGUGGUAAAAGUCGAUCGACUUAAGUCACUUGCGAAGAAUAUUCGUGGCAACGAAAUGGCAAAAGCCAUUGUAACAUACAAGGUCAACGAGCGAGCUGCUAAAUUGGCAAAUGUGCUGGUCAAACACAUGGUAGAGCACAACAACUGGUUCUCAUCUGUACGGCAGCACGUCAGCUGGGUUGUCCAACUAGGUUUCGAAGACAGAGCGCGCGAAGAUUAUCUCGAGGCUCGCGGUAACCUCAUUAAGACUCGCUCACGUCAAUGCGUCUUCGAAGGCAAUCUACCAGACUACAUCUUCCAAAUCUCAUAUAUCUACUUCACCAUCAUCAAAAACACAGUCGACAUGUUCCAGCGCUGUUUCCCCCAGCAACUCAUGUCUGCCUGCGUGAAAUGGGCCAAAGAACAUAUUGACCAGUUCAACGUACUGCUCAAGCGGCAGCUGAGCAGUGUGGAGGAGGGCGGGAACGUGUGGAAUGUGUGUCUGAGGUUGGCGCAUGAACAUGCGGAGAUGCUGAGGGACGUUGGGUUGGAUUUUACGGAGUUGGUGGGGAGAGGGAUUGGGGAGGAGGAGGGGGAGGAUGCGAAGGCGCUAGUGGGGCUGGGUGUGUCGUAG